Xiphias gladius (swordfish) is the source of this 1056-nucleotide messenger RNA. RefSeq names its product blue-sensitive opsin-like. Gene Ontology annotation, biological process: G protein-coupled receptor signaling pathway; phototransduction; visual perception. Gene Ontology annotation, cellular component: photoreceptor outer segment; membrane. NCBI's taxonomy places the organism in Eukaryota, Metazoa, Chordata, Actinopteri, Istiophoriformes, Xiphiidae. The transcript is spliced from 5 exons. Gene Ontology annotation, molecular function: G protein-coupled receptor activity. Bases 1 to 1056 code for a protein of 351 amino acids. The record is from RefSeq and is a predicted model, not a curated record.
AUGAGGGCAAAUCGUGGUAUGGAGCUGCCAGAGGACUUCUGGAUACCUAUCAAUCUGGACACCAACAACAUCACAUCACUCAGCCCUUUCCUGGUUCCUCAGGAUCACCUGGGGAGCUCGGGCAUCUUCUAUGCCAUGGCAGGAUUUAUGUUCUUUGUAUUUACUGUGGGUACUGGCAUCAACACCCUCACCAUCGGAUGCACCAUCAAAUACAAGAAGCUCCGGUCCCACCUCAACUACAUCCUGGUGAACUUGGCCGUGGCGAACCUUCUCGUGUCCUGUGUGGGCUCCUUCACGGCCUGCUGCUCCUUUGCAUCCAGAUAUUUCAUCUUUGGACCUCUAGCGUGCAAAAUUGAAGGUUUUAUGGCGACACUUGGUGGUAUGGUAAGCCUGUGGUCUCUGGCUGUGAUAGCUUUUGAAAGAUGGCUGGUCAUCUGCAAGCCACUUGGUAACUUUGUUUUCAAGCCUGACCAUGCUUUAGCUUGCUGCCUAUUCACUUGGGUGUUUGCACUGAUGGCCUCAGUUCCUCCACUUGUUGGAUGGAGCAGAUAUAUCCCAGAAGGCCUUCAGUGCUCCUGUGGACCAGACUGGUACACCACAAACAACAAAUACAACAAUGAAUCCUACGUGAUAUUCCUUUUCUGCUUCUGCUUUGCUGUUCCCUUUUUCACCAUUAUGUUCUGCUACGGUCAGCUGCUCAUUACACUGAAAAUGGCAGCGAAGGCCCAAGCUGAGUCUGCCUCCACCCAGAAGGCAGAGAGGGAGGUGACCAGGAUGGUGGUUGUCAUGGUGCUGGGCUUCCUGGUGUGCUGGAUGCCCUAUGCCAGUUUUGCUCUGUGGGUUGUGAACAACCGUGGGCAACCGUUCGACCUGAGACUGGCCACCAUACCCUCCUGCUUCUCUAAAGCCUCUGCAGUCUACAAUCCUGUUAUUUACGUCCUCUUCAAUAAACAGUUUCGUUCAUGUAUGAUGAUGAUGCUGGGGAUGGGUGGAGGUGAGGAAGAAACAUCAACAACACAGUCAGUGACUGAAGUCUCCAAAGUUGGGCCGGCUUAA